Messenger RNA from Caenorhabditis sp. 36 PRJEB53466, 3884 nucleotides. NCBI's taxonomy places the organism in Eukaryota, Metazoa, Nematoda, Chromadorea, Rhabditida, Rhabditidae. The record is from the annotation of a GenBank genome assembly.
AUGCCGAUUUUGCGAUCAAAAGUCACUAGACUGUACUGUUUGCGUGUGUUUUCACUCGGACCGAAGCGAAUCGAGUACUCCAAGUUGAAAGUUGCCGUUCCGAAGGAAGUAUUUCCUGGUAACCUCAGUUUUUAAGAAAAGAGUGCACUGCCGGUUUGUUCAGGAGAAAAACGCGUUUCACUGAGUCCAUCCGGUGUAUCACUUUUGAAGAAAAAUGGGAUAAAUGUAUUGGUGAGUGUCAAAACGACGGUUCUUUUCAAUUAAAAUAAUAUUUUUCAUUCAGAUUGAACAAAAUGCGGGUGCGUUGGCUGGCUACUCGAACGAAGAGUACACAAAACAUGGAGCUGUUGUCACCGACACAAACGAAGUGUUCGAUACUGAUGUUCUUUUGAAGGUACACACGUUUUUAGGCUUCAAAAAUCUGAACUUUCACCAGAUUCGUCCUCCAACAGAUGGAGAAGUGGCCAAGCUGCGUAAUGGGAGCACUCUCAUCUCAUUUAUCCAUCCAGGACAGAAUAAACCACUUCUGGAGUUGUUGACCAAGUCAGACAAAACUGUGUUCGCGAUGGAUUGUGUUCCGAGGAUCAGUCGUGCUCAGGUGUUCGACGCGUUGUCUUCCAUGGCUAACAUCGCUGGUUACCGUGCUGUUAUUGAAGCUGCAAACCAUUUUGGACGCUUUUUCACUGGACAGAUCACUGCAGCCGGAAAGGUCCCUCCCGCAAAGGUUCUUGUGAUCGGAGGAGGAGUUGCCGGGUUGAGUGCAAUUGGAACUGCAAGAGGAAUGGUAAGAUUGGCGGUCGCCAAUAUAUUUCAUCAAUAACAUGUAGGGAGCGGUUGUGAGAGGAUUUGAUACGCGCGCAUCGGUCAAGGAACAUGUCGAGUCACUAGGCGCUCAAUUUCUAACAGUGAAUGUGAAAGAGGACGGUGAAGGAGGCGGUGGAUACGCGAAGGAAAUGAGCAAAGAGUUCAUCGAAGCGGAAAUGAAGCUUUUUGCGGAUCAGUGCAAAGACGUCGACAUCAUCAUCACGACCGCACUCAUUCCAGGCAGAAAAGCACCUGUGCUGAUUACUGAGGUUAGAUUCUUCUCUUUUUUUAUUCAAAAUAACACCAAAACUUAAGGAAAUGAUCAAAACAAUGAAGCCUGGAAGUGUUGUUGUGGACUUGGCCGCAGAAUCGGGAGGAAAUAUUGAGACUACACGUCCUGGAGAGGUGUACACAAAACAUGGGGUCACACACAUCGGGUUCACGGAUCUGCCUUCAAGGUAGAGAUAAACUCUGAAAAUGUGUACUAUUUAUUUUCCAGACUCCCGACACAAAGUAGCGAAUUGUACUCAAACAACAUUUCCAAAUUCCUUCUUCAUCUCGGCAAAGACAAGACUUUCUUUGUGAACGAAGAAGACGAGGCAUGACUUGAUUGAAGAUAAAGUCCGAGAUUCCCUGGGUUUAGGUCACUCGAGGUGCAUUGGUCGUGCAUGAGGGACAACUGAAAUGGCCGCCACCGCCGAUCAACUUUCCACCUCCAGCAGCUCCGAAAGUAGCGAAAGCUGUUGACACGACUGCGUUGGUCCCACUGACUCCAUUCAGAAAAACUGCAAAUCAGACUCUGCUUCUCACUUCAGGUUUUCACAUAGUUUUCCUGUGAAUGUAACUCUUUAACUUUUUCAGGACUUGGCUCCAUAUCACUGCUCGGACUGUCUUGCACCAAUCCUCAACUUUCCAGCAUGUCAACCACAUUUGCAUUGGCCGGGAUUGUUGGUGAAUAAUAGGAAUGAAUCUGCACAGUUUAAAAUCAAAUGAAAAUUACAGGUUACCAUACCGUUUGGGGUGUCACACCAGCUCUCCACUCCCCUUUGAUGAGUGUUACCAAUGCGAUAUCUGGAACUACUGCCGCUGGAGCACUGUGCUUGAUGGGCGGAGGAUUGUUCCCUCAGAAUUCGUAUCAAACUAUGGCUCUGCUGGCAACGUUCAUCUCUUCUGUCAACAUUGGUGGUGGGUUCUUGGUGACCAAAAGAAUGCUGGAUAUGUUCAAAAGAAAAGGUAGUUUCCAAAGGUUUCAUGAUCAUCCGAAUUGAAUCCGCUCUUGAUUCAGACGACCCCCCAGAGCACAAUUAUCUGUACUCCAUUCCUGCUGCAGUAUUUCUAGGAGGCUAUGGCUAUGGGCUUUAUACCGUGAGUUAAGCACUUUCAGUGAGUAGUAUUUAAUAAUUUUCCUCAACAGGCUGCUCCUUUGAUUCAUUCGUAUGCCUAUCUCGGAUCAUCGUUGUGCUGCGUCGGUGCGCUGGCCGGUCUUUCCUCUCAAACGACAGCAAGAGUCGGAAAUGCUCUUGGAAUCAUCGGAGUUACCGGAGGAGUUGGUGCCACGCUCGGUAUUCUUCAGCCCGAUUUCAAUACUUUGCUUCAAAUGGGUGGCGCAUUGGGUCUCGGAUCAUUGAUUGGUGUUGGUAUUGCAAACAGAAUCAAAGUAAGAUUUUUCAGAUAAAUGUGACAUGCUUUCAGUUUUGAACAGGUCACGGAUUUGCCCCAACUCGUCGCGGCAUUUCACUCAUUUGUCGGUCUGGCCGCCACUCUCACAUGUUUGGCCAAUUUCGUCAAAGAACACCCACACUUUCUGGCAGAUCCAUCAAGUAGGCAAAACAAAAAAGUUCACAGGCACUAAUCCUUCUUUCCUUUCCAUCCCUUCAGACGCGGCUGCUGCAAAGAUUGCACUCUUUCUGGGUGCGUACAUCGGAGGAGUCACUUUCACUGGCAGUCUGAUGGCAUACGGAAAAUUGCAAGGAAUUCUGGCGUCCGCUCCAACAUACCUACCUGCUCGUCACCUGCUCAACGGAGGGUUGUUGGCUGGAAACGUGGGAGCAUUGGGAACUUACAUGUAUUCCACCGACUUUGGAACGGGAAUGAGCAUGCUGGGAACAACUGUGGGACUUUCCAGUCUCAUGGGUGUCACAUUGACAAUGGCUAUCGGAGGAGCCGAUAUGCCGAUUGUCAUCACUGUUCUCAACUCAUACAGUGGUUGGGCUCUUUGUGCAGAGGGAUUUAUGCUAAAUAACGAUUUGCUGACAAUUUUGGGAGCUAUGAUCGGAAGUUCCGGAGCAAUUCUCUCACACAUCAUGUGCAAGGCUAUGAAUCGAUCGCUUCUCAACGUUAUUCUUGGUGGCGUUGGAACAAAGUCGAAGGGAACCGGCGCCGCAAAGGCUAUCGAGGGCACUGCAAAGGAAAUUGCUUGCAAUGAAGUACUGAACAAGUUUUCCCUGGUAAAUUGAAAAAAGGAACUCUUUUAGACUGCGGACUUGCUUCUCAAUGCACGUUCAGUCAUCAUCAUUCCGGGGUACGGACUCUGUGCCGCCCAAGCGCAAUACCCGAUCGCCCAGCUAGUGAAAGAACUGCAGCAGAGAGGAGUGCGAGUGAGAUUCGCAAUUCAUCCUGUCGCAGGUCUGUGACAAAGUUCAAUAUGUGUUUCAACAGUUGGUCGGGUUGCAGGAAGAAUGCCCGGACAACUGAAUGUUCUUCUCGCCGAGGCGGGUGUGCCCUACGACAUUGUCGAGGAAAUGGAAGAGAUUAAUGAUGAUUUCAAAGAAACUGACGUCGCGCUCGUGAUCGGUUCUAACGACACCAUCAAUUCUGCAGCGGAGGAUGACCCGAACAGUUCGAUUGCCGGUAUGCCGGUUCUGCGAGUGUGGAAUUCGAAACAGGUAUAAACCACAGUUGACUGAGACGAAUGUCCCCAUUUUCUAUCACAGGUCAUCAUUGUAAAACGGACACUUGGUACCGGCUACGCGGCAGUCGACAAUCCAGUGUUUUUCAACGAAAACACUCAGAUGCUGCUGGGAGAUGCGAAGAAAAUGAGCGAGAAACUGCUCGAAGAAGUGAAGGCUAAACCAAUGUAG